AUGUUAGUGGGUGGUGCGAGGUCAGGUUCGUGGUCAGGAUCGAGGGCGAAGGGUGGUGACGUGGUGAGUAGUAAUAUACUGAUUGAUAUUCAGGUGUACCAUAGAUAUAUGUACUUGUUAUGGUUGAUGUGUUAUGUCGUGUUAACUGUUCCUGCAGGAUCUAUGACAUUGCUUUGUCGUAACUGCGGGCAUAGCAUUGUCAAAGGUUCGGCACUUACCAAUGAAAAGAGUGCAAAAGCCAUACGUUCAUAUAAUAUGAGUAUUUUGGGUCGCAAUCAACUUGUUCAAGUCUUCGAAAAUGCCGUCCCUGAAAAAUUCGAUGUGAUAACUGCUUCAACUGCUGAACUAGAACUUACAGGUAAGUCUCACAUAGCGGAUACUUGGUGGCCGAAUUAUGAGUGGACCGUUUGUAUUUGCCCUCGCUGCGGUUUUCAUUUGGGAUGGUCUUUCCAAUCUGGUAAUAUCCAAGCAAAGGUGCAUAAAUCAUUUGUUGGGCUUGUACUGGAUUACUUAAUUAGUGAAGGAUAUGUUAAUGUGAUGACAUGGGUGCCACAAUUUGGAGAUGGGUGA
Messenger RNA from Acanthocheilonema viteae, 570 nucleotides. Lineage: Eukaryota; Metazoa; Nematoda; Chromadorea; Rhabditida; Onchocercidae. The record is from the annotation of a GenBank genome assembly.